AUGUUCAAAGGCCCCGUGGGAAUCCAAUCACUUUUGAAGGACGGCACUCAGAGCUACGCCGGAGUUGAUGAGGCCUUGCUGAAGAAUAUGGAGGCCAGCAAAUACGUCUCUGAGAUCACCAAGACUUCUCUAGGCCCCUGCGGUACCAACAAACUGAUUGUCAACCAUAUCAACAAGCACUUUGUAACCAGCGACACUGCUACCAUGCUCAAGGAGCUCGACAUAUUCCAUCCGGCAGCCAAGUUAGUGGUGAUGGCUGUCCAGGCUCAGGAACAGGAGUGUGGUGACGCUACUAAUUUGGUAUCGAUUAUCAUUGGAGAACUGCUUGAGAACGCCGAACAGCUGUUGAAGCAAGGCAUUCAUGCUUCGGAUAUCAUCCGUGGAUACGAGAUGGCCGGUGACCGUGUGGUUAAGUACCUAAACGAUAACGAUGAUUUGGUUGCAUAUACCUUAGGGGAUGUCAAAAGCGUGGACCAGAUCAGUACCGCCAUCAAGUCUGUCUUGGGAGCAAAACAAUAUGGCCUUGAGGACACUUUGACUCGCCUCGUAGCAACUGCAUGCUGCUCGGUUAUGCCUGAGGACCCCAAGAAGUUUGACAUCGAUAACAUCAGAGUGGCCAAGCUGCCUGGUUGCGGCAACAUGGAUACUAUGGGCAUCGAGAAGCAUAAGAAGAACUGCAAGUUGCUGAUUACUUAUUCUGCCAUCCCCCGCAAGAUGACUGGCACCGAGACUCAAGGCACGGUUCUGCUCGAGUCGGGUAAACAAUUGAUGGACUUCGCCAAGGGCGAGGAGAAAAAGAUGGAGGAAUUUGUCCUGAGCUUAGUGGAAGCCGGCGUUGAGGCGGUCAUUGUGGGAGGUUCAAUUCAAGACAUCGCCCUUCACUUCCUCAACAAGCAUCAUAUCCUUGCUAUCAAAUGUACUUCCAAAUUCGAAAUGCGUCGUCUCUGCCGUACUUUGGGUGCUACCGGUAUCGUCCGACUCGGCGCGCCUCUACCGGAUGAGCUCGGCUAUGCUGAGAGCAUCGAUGUUGAGGAAAUCUCCAGUGCUAAGGUCACUGUUGUCCGAGCUGCAGACUCGAAGGUAUCUACGAUCGUCCUUAGAGGUGCUACUGGCAACUUCCUGGAUGAGGUUGAACGCGCUAUUGAUGAUGCAGUUAACGUCGUCCGAUGCUGUGCUGUGAAGGGACAGAGAGAGUUCGUCGUUGGCGGUGGUGGAUGCGAGAUCUCUUUAAGUCUCGACAUUGCCAAGUUCGGUCAGGAGUGCUCCGGUCUCGAGCAAUAUGCUGUUUUGAAAUUCGCGGAGUCAUUCGAGAUUGUUGCGAACAUCAUAGCAGAAAACGCUGGCCUUAACGCCAUGGACGCUGUCACAACCUUGAAGGCUGCUCAUGCUUCGGGUAACAACCGAAUGUGUGUCGAUGUUGAUGCACCGAACCGACGUGCCUCCCCAAUCUGUGAUGCUGUGUCCAAGUCCAUCCUGGAUAACCGCGGCAUCAAGUCGUGGGCUAUACGACUGGCCAUUGACGCCGUAUUGACUAUCCUCAGAAUUCAGCACAUCAUUGUCGCCAAGCAGGCCGGCGGUCCCCAGACCAAGGUAACCUCAUCGUGGUCGCUGUGA
Perkinsus marinus ATCC 50983 is the source of this 1614-nucleotide messenger RNA. RefSeq names its product T-complex protein 1 subunit theta, putative. Gene Ontology annotation, molecular function: ATP-dependent protein folding chaperone; ATP binding; ATP hydrolysis activity. Bases 1 to 1614 code for a protein of 537 amino acids. The record is from RefSeq and is a predicted model, not a curated record. NCBI's taxonomy places the organism in Eukaryota, Perkinsozoa, Perkinsida, Perkinsidae. Gene Ontology annotation, biological process: protein folding. The transcript is spliced from 17 exons. Gene Ontology annotation, cellular component: chaperonin-containing T-complex.